UAAUAAUACUCGACUAAUAUAAUCCAAUUCACAAAUGAGCUUAUUCCCAAAGAAGGUUAGUAUGAAAAAGUUAUAAGAAAAAAACGUCAGAUAAAUUGAAAGGUAGUAAGGACCAAGUUUGAAUUUAAUUUGUCUUUCAUAUUGUCUAACAUUAGAUUUAUUAGUCCUGAUGACAGAGUGAGUUGUGGGUCGGUUUCCCCUAUUUCUUAGAACUUUGAGCUUCUUUCAACUAAUAUAUACACUUGCACAUUUUACUACCUACACAAACAUAAACAACAACAACAAAAAAUGAGCAAUUGGUUAGGAUUUUCUCUCACUCCACACCCUCACCUUCAUCACCAUAUAGUUGAUGAUAAUGGCUCUCAUAACUCACACCACCAACUGCAAGAGGUUGAUAAAAGGAAUUCGACACCGUCUUCGCCGCCACACCGUAACAACAACGUCACCUCCUUUAUGCCUCUUCGCUCCGAUGGCUCCCUCUUUGCUACCGCCCUUAAUGAUGGUCUUCACGACCUUCCUUUUACUACCUCCCACCCUCAACUUCAAGAGUGGAAGUAUGAAAAUGAUGAGCAACCAAAGCUAGAAGAUUUUAUGGGAUGUUGUUACUCAACUUCUCAAGACCAAGAAAACAAAAUGGUAAUCAACGUAAAUGCACUUCCCCAAGACCAAUUCUCCACAAAUAAUAAUUCGCUCUCAAUUCAAGCAUGCCCUUAUCCUCCCGCCCCUCGAGGCGGCGUGUGUGAUGAAAAUAGAGGUGAACUUCUCAGUGGCGCGCAACCUCUUCAAUGCCACUACUCAUCAUCCCCCUUUGACGGGGCUGCCAUCUCUCAAUUCAAAUCCUGGCUAAGGCAAACCCCGCCAACGGUCGAACACACUACAACCACUCAUUUUAGUGGCAUCGACAAUGGUGUUCAACCCCAACCGCUUUCACUAUCUGUUAGCCCGAUGGUAGGGCUCGAAGAGGUGACCGAUGUCAAGAAACGAGGGCAAGCUAAGUUGGUUAAUGGUGGUAGAGAACUCGUCCCUAGAAAAUCACUUGACACAUUCGGUCAUAGAACAUCUCAAUAUCGUGGAGUUACCAAGCAUAGGUGGACAGGAAGAUAUGAGGCACAUUUAUGGGAUAAUAGCUGUAGAAAAGAAGGACAAACUAGGAAAGGAAGGCAAGUUUACCUUGGUGGUUAUGACAAAGAAGAAAAGGCAGCUAGAGCUUAUGAUUUAGCAGCACUGAAAUACUGGGGCCCAACUACUCAUAUAAAUUUCCCUCUAACUGAUUAUGAGAAAGAACUUGAAGAUAUGAAGAACAUGAAUAGACAAGAAUUUGUUGCCCACCUAAGGAGGCAAAGCAGUGGAUUUUCAAGAGGAGCAUCAAUGUACCGAGGAGUAACAAGACAUCAUCAACAUGGAAGGUGGCAGGCUCGAAUUGGAAGGGUAGCAGGCAACAAGGACUUAUACCUUGGCACUUUCAGCACACAAGAGGAGGCAGCACAAGCGUAUGACAUAGCAGCUAUCAAGUUUAGAGGCACAAGUGCAGUAACCAAUUUCGACAUAAGUAGGUACGAUGUCAAGAGAAUAUGCUCGAGCUCAACUCUCCUUGGAGCUGAUCAAGCUAAGCGACCAUCACCAAAUAAGGACUCAUCAUCUCCACCUCCGGCGAUUAGCCUAGAGGACUACAAUGCUAGUUCUCAACCACUUGUUAUAACAAAUGGCAAUGAGAAUGCCUCAAAUAACUUGCCUAGUAUCAUGUGGAAACCUCAAGGUGAUGAUCAGACUCGAUCUCAAGAUUGCCCUGAUAACACAAUGUCAUUGGUUUUACCUUCUAGUAAUAUCAAUGAGAGCCACUCAUCUCCAAUGUACUUAUCACCACAAGGUCAGAAAUAUGAAGAGGGCGCGAUUAGUAAUGAUGGUGGUGGUGAUCGGCUUAGUAAACAUAAUUUGGGUGCUGUUCCUCAGAUUCCAAUCUUUGCUUUGUGGAAUGAAUGAAUGAAUGUGCAUGUAACAAGGUUUUACAGUAAUGUCACAUUUUGCUAGAUGAUCAUAUAUUAACAUUAACAUAGGAAGCUAAUCAAGGUAGUACUCCAUAAUAGUUUUUGAAGGAAUUAAGUCAGCUACAGAAGUUGUCAAUUACUGUGUAGGAAAUUGAUAGUGUUGAAUUGUAGGGCUAAUUCAACUAGAUCAGCUUAAUGCUUGUUAGAUUUUGUAUUUUGUUACAACAAUUGGUACUUUGGUAGUCUUGACAUUGACUUGCAUGAAUCGGAUGGUUGUAAUUUGUAAACUCGUACGUAUUAUAUAUAUAUUUUGUUUUGCCAAGACUUUUAUACAAUAUAAA
Messenger RNA from Chenopodium quinoa (quinoa), 2326 nucleotides. Its product is annotated as AP2-like ethylene-responsive transcription factor AIL1. Gene Ontology annotation, biological process: regulation of DNA-templated transcription. The record is from RefSeq and is a predicted model, not a curated record. Gene Ontology annotation, molecular function: DNA-binding transcription factor activity; DNA binding. The coding region runs from base 289 to 1980 and encodes 563 amino acids. The transcript is spliced from 9 exons. NCBI's taxonomy places the organism in Eukaryota, Viridiplantae, Streptophyta, Magnoliopsida, Caryophyllales, Amaranthaceae.